Molecule: messenger RNA, 1786 nt
Organism: Lotus japonicus
Lineage: Eukaryota; Viridiplantae; Streptophyta; Magnoliopsida; Fabales; Fabaceae
Exons: 3
Coding region: 263-1555 (430 amino acids)
Source: RefSeq, a predicted model, not a curated record
UUUCUCUAUCAUACACAAAACACUGAACACACAAAAAGUAUAGCAUUUUCAUUUCUCUUUCACUCAAUUUUUGGUAAUCAUUCUCGUGAUCAUGGCUUCUUCUUCUUCUUCUUCCCUGUCCCUCUCUUCUUAGUUUGUUUCCUCAAAACCCCAUCUUCUGAAAUCACCCAUUUCAAGUUUUGAAGUUUGGACACUGGAAAAGGACAUCUUAGUUUUAUAAAAUUAGUGCUUUGGAUCCAAUGAGGGGACAAUUGUGACAAUUAUGGAUCCUCAGGCCUUCAUUAGGCUGUCAAUAGGCUCUCUGGGGUUGAGAUGUACUGGAAUCGAACUGAGCACUGGAAAAUCUGGAGUUCACAGAUUCUCUUCAUCUUAUGUUUGUGAGAUACGACUUCGAGGUUUUCCUGUUCAAACAUCAUCUGUCCCCUUGAUAACCUCUUCUGAAGUUAUACCUGAUACUCAGAACAUUGCUUCAAGCUUUUACCUUGAAGAAUCUGAUUUAAAAGCAUUGCUUGCUCCUGGUUGUUUCUACAAUUCAAAUGCUUGUCUGGAGAUUGCUGUAUUUUCCGGGAGGAAGGGAUCCAGUUGUGGAGUCAGCAUCAAAAGGCAGCAAAUUGGGAUUUUCAAAAUGCAGGUCGGCCCUGAGUGGGGUCAGGGAAAGCCAUUGAUUCUUUUUAAUGGGUGGAUAGGUAUUGGCAAGAACAAACAGGAGAACGGAAAACUGGGUGCAGAGCUACAUUUAAAAGUAAAACUAGAUCCUGACCCUAGAUUUGUAUUCCAGUUUGAAGAUGUAACGACAUUGAGUCCUCAAAUAGUUCAACUGCAAGGAUCUAUCAAGCAGCCAAUCUUCAGUUGCAAGUUUAGUAAAGACAGGGUUUCCCAUAUUGACCCGUUGAGCACAUACUGGUCAGAUUCUAUGGACAUUUCUGACUUCGAGACUGAGAGGAGAGAGAGAAAGGGGUGGAAGGUGAAGAUCCAUGACCUAUCUGGCUCAGCUGUAGCUGCAGCCUUCAUAACAACUCCCUUUGUUCCAUCUUCAGGUUGUGAUUGGGUUGCCAGAUCCAACCCAGGAGCUUGGUUGAUUGUUCGUCCCGAUGUCGGUAGAUCCGAGAGCUGGCAGCCUUGGGGAAAGCUUGAAGCAUGGCGUGAGCGUGGCCUCAGAGACUCCGUGUGCUGCAGAUUCCAUCUUUUAUCUGAAGCUCAGGAAGGAGGUGAACUCCUCAUGUCUGAAAUACACAUAAAUGCUGAAAAGGGUGGAGAGUUUUUCAUAGACACUGAAAAGCACAUGCGAAAUGCCGCAGCAAGUCCAGUACCAAGUCCACAAAGUAGUGGAGACUUUGGUGCACUGAGUCCAGUAGUUGGAGGUUUUGUCAUGUGCUGCAGAGUUCAAGGCGAGGGGAAGCGGGGCAAGCCAUUGGUACAACUGGCAUUGCGACAUGUGACGUGUGUGGAGGAUGCUGCCAUCUUCAUGGCGCUUGCAGCUGCUGUUGAUCUCAGUAUCGAGGCUUGUAGACCUUUUCGUAGGAAGAUCAGAAGAGGUAAACAACAUUCUAUGUGAAGAACAAGGCUAAUGUUAGUACAAGCAUUGUCACUAAUUUGAAUGCUCUUCCUUUUCAUUUUCAUUGCUGCAAUAGUUCAAAAAAUGUACAGCAUAAGUUGCCACACGUUUCCCACUUCAGAAUUCUUCAACUUAUUAGCAUUGUGAUGUCGUUGGCUACAUGGCAAUGGAGCCUUUGUAGUUUGUACAGUUAAGAUGCAUGAAACUAGCUCAAGUCAAUCAACUUUUCUA